Chenopodium quinoa (quinoa) is the source of this 3922-nucleotide messenger RNA. RefSeq names its product probably inactive leucine-rich repeat receptor-like protein kinase At3g28040. NCBI's taxonomy places the organism in Eukaryota, Viridiplantae, Streptophyta, Magnoliopsida, Caryophyllales, Amaranthaceae. Gene Ontology annotation, molecular function: protein binding; ATP binding; protein kinase activity. The transcript is spliced from 2 exons. The coding region runs from base 342 to 3368 and encodes 1008 amino acids. The record is from RefSeq and is a predicted model, not a curated record. Gene Ontology annotation, biological process: protein phosphorylation.
UUUAUCUUCUGAUAUGGUGUCACAUGCAUUUUUUGGACCAAUUACUUGACUUGUCUUUCUCUUUACACAUUACACCCCACCUUUUUUUUUGGCACCAUAAUUUUUCAAAACAUUCUCCCAAAGAUUUCAAUCAAUUUCUUCUGAUUCAUCUGCCUUUCUUUCCCUGCAAAAAACCCACCAAAAUUUCAUCACCCACAAUUCCUUUUUAGGUAAAGAUUUCACCUUCUUUUGAGUGGACUAACUCAAAGUUUAAUUAUUAUAUGAUAUUUUAGUUAGUUACAGUUAUGUACACAUAACUUUAUGCACCCAAAAAAAAAAUUACUCAAAGAAAAAAGUUGCAAAUGGGCACUCUUCAGUUGAUAGUGUGCCUUCUACUACUAUCAUGUUGUGCCAUGAGACGUUCUAGGGCUGCCUACGAGGACGUGGCGAUCGAUCUAAACGACGACAUUUUGGGACUAAUAGUGUUCAAGUCAGAACUUCAUAACCCACCAGCAUUGAGCUCAUGGACUGAGGAUGAUGGAUCUCCUUGCUCUUGGAAGUUCAUUCAAUGCAACUCGGCCACAGGCCGGGUUUCCGGGGUUUACCUAACAGGCCUAGACCUUUCGGGCCGGCUAGGAAAAGGGUUGCAGAAGCUGCAGGGACUUAAGGUACUGUCAAUAUCUAACAACAAUCUGACUGGUGAAUUAAGGCCAGAAUUAGCCCAACUUCCUAACCUUGAAACACUUGAUCUUAGUCACAACAAAUUUACAGGGCAACUUCCUAGUUCAUUUUCGAGCCUCGGUUCGUCUCUUAGAUACCUUGAUCUCUCUCAAAAUAUGUUAUCUGGUCCAUUACCUGAUAACGUUUUCCAAAAUUUCCCAUCUUUAAGCUACCUUUCUUUAUCAGGAAACUCCUUUCAAGGUCCAAUACCAAGUACACUCUCUAAAUGUAGUGUCUUAAAUGGGUUAAACCUCUCAAAUAAUCAUUUUUCUGGUAACCCUUUUAUCCAAAAUGGUGGGAUAUUUGCUCUGAAUAGGCUCAGAUUAUUAGACCUGUCAAAUAAUUUACUCUCCGGUAAUAUCCCAACUGGAAUAUAUACUUUGCAUAAUCUCAAGGAAUUGCACUUGCAAGGUAACCAAUUUUCGGGUUCGAUACCAUCCGACAUUAGUCUAUGCCCGCAUUUGCUUAAACUCGAUCUUAACAGUAAUUUCUUUGCUGGUAAUAUACCCACAACAUUUGGUACACUAAAAUCUUUGGUGUUCCUAAAUUUAGCACACAAUACCUUAAAUGGUGAAUUUCCUCAGUGGGUAGGAAAUUUGACCAAUUUACAACAUUUAGAUGUUUCUGAUAAUGGUUUAACAGGAGUUUUACCAAUGUCAAUGGGUGAUCUCAAAUCACUAAAAUCUCUAAUUUUGUCAAACAACAAGAUUACUGGGAAUUUACCCACUUCAGUAGUACAAUGCAAUGGGCUAAAAACCCUCCAACUUAAGGGUAACCUCUUUAACGGGAGCAUCCCAGAAAGGCUGUUUACAAUGGGGUUGGAAGAAAUAGGCUUGUCAGAAAACAGGUUCACAGGCUCUAUCCCACCAGCUUCGGGUCAGGUUUUCGAGUCUUUGCUUGUGUUAGAUCUGUCAAAUAAUGAUCUUUCAGGGGAAAUCCCACCAGAAAUGGGACUUUUCUCUAGCUUAAGGUACUUAAACUUGUCUAGGAAUAACCUUCAUUCUAGGAUACCCCCAGAAAUUGGGUACCUUCAGAAUUUAACAGUCUUAGAUAUUAGAGGCAGUGCAUUAUAUGGGAUGAUUCCUGGUGAUUUGUGUGAUUCAUCAAGCAGCUUAUCUAUCCUUCAGUUGGAUGAUAAUUCCUUGACUGGCCCUAUUCCACAGGAGAUUGGCAAUUGCUCUUCACUAUAUUUAUUGAGCUUGUCUCACAAUAAUUUAAGUGGUCCAAUUCCGAGCUCUAUGUCAAUGCUAAAGGGGCUUGAAUUUCUAAGGCUGGAGUCGAACGAGCUAAGUGGGGAGAUGCCUAAAGAGUUAGGUACAAUGCAAAAUCUUCUAGCUGCUAAUGUCUCUUACAACAAGCUUAUUGGCAGGCUUCCUCCAGGGGGAGUAUUUCCGAGUUUAGAUGCAAGUGCAUUACAAGGAAACUUGGGACUUUGCUCACCCUUACUUAAAGGUCCUUGCAAGUUGAAUGUACAAAAGCCAUUAGUCCUUGAUCCCAAUGCAUAUCCCAACAGCAUGCAUGGUCAUAAUGAGGGGAACGAGAUAGCACGAAGAUUAGAUCAUCACAAGUUCCUCAGUAUCUCAGCCAUCAUUGCGAUAGCAGCAGCUGCAAUAAUCGUAAUUGGGGUAAUUAUCAUAACCCUACUAAACGCUUCUGCAAGGAGGAGACUUGCUUUCAUUGACAAUGCGUUGGAAAGCAUUUUCUCAAGCUCAUCUCGGUCAGGAACACCCUCUGUAGGGAGACUAGUCCUCUUUGAUACAAGGACAUCAGGAAACCUGUUUGCUGACCCUGAGUCUCUUAUCAACAAGGCCUCUGAGAUCGGAGGAGGGUUAUUUGGCAUAGUUUACAAGGCUACCAUAGGGGCUGAAGGCAGGAUUGUGGCAGUAAAGAAGCUCUACAAGUCCAACAUACUUCAAUACCCGGAAGACUUUGAUAGGGAAGUAAGAGCUCUAGGGAAGGUCAGACACUUAAAUGUGGCAUCUCUUAGAGGAUACUAUUGGACUCCUCAAUUGCAGCUCUUGGUUUCAGAUUAUGCUACCAACGGCAGCCUCCAGUUCAGACUCCAUGAAAGGCCGCUAAACUUAGCUCCUCUCUCUUGGGAUACAAGGUUCAGAAUUUUACUUGGAACAGCAAAGGGACUCGCUCAUUUGCAUCAUUCUUGCAGCCCACCAAUCAUACAUUACAACUUGAAACCAAGCAACAUCUUACUAGACGAAAAUUACAAUGCUAAGGUUUCUGACUUUGGACUAGCUAGACUGCUUACCAGGUUUGACAAUCAUAGUAUAGCCGGCAAUAGAUUUCAGGGUGCACCAGGCUAUGCAGCCCCUGAAUUAGUGUGCCAGAGCUUGAGAGUUGAUGAAAAAUGUGAUGUAUAUAGCUUUGGAAUUAUGGUGCUUGAGAUUAUUACAGGAAGAAGGCCUAUAGAAUAUGGGGAAGACAAUGUGGUGAUACUGAAUGAUCAUGUAAGAGUGUUACUCGAGGAAGGGAACGUGUUGGAUUGUGUUGAUCAUAGCAUGGGAGAGUACCCUGAUGGAGAGGUGUUGCCUGUUUUGAAGGUGGCACUGGUUUGUACCUCUCAAGUUCCUUCGAUCAGGCCUUCAAUGUCCGAGGUGGUUCAGAUUCUUCAAGUGAUCAAAACCCCAGUUCCUCAAAGACAAGAAGGUUACUGAAUUUAAGUAGGUAGGAUCAUUAGGAUGUGAAGAAAUUGUAUGCUUUUUUUGGUUUUUUAUUUUAAUGUUUUGGACAAAGAUUUGAUAACGACUUUCCUGAUGUCAUAUGCAUAUGGUAUGUGCUUUGUUAGUCUGUUGGUAAAACAGGAGUAAUUUUAGUAAUGUGGUUUCUGAGAUACUCAGAUAAAAAUUGCUCCAUUUUCUUUUUAGGAUACAUAUCACUUGAUCACCUUGGCCAUGCAUAUAUGCAGUGCCAUCUAAAACGAGCGACGUGACGGGGGUAACCAAAUAUAGCAGCUGGCAGUCCCUUAUUUUCCUUAAAAAACAGGAAAAAAGGGACAAAUCGACAAGAAUAAGCGCAAGAACUGUUAUGUAAUUAAUGUCAUUUUCUUAACAUAGCCGCAUAAUAAUUUAAUCUAAUCAUAUACUCCCUCCGUCUUUUUUUUUAUUAUUUUUUUAUUAUUGCGGAAUAGAGCAAAUUUCACUUCUUUAAGUAAAAUAUAAUUGUGCACAUGGGUGUUAGUGGGAUUGAUGAGAAUAGAGAGAGAAAGAGA